CAGAGCGGCGCGCGAGUCCAGCAGAUCGUAGCAGACGCGCGCAGCGGAGCCGCGGUCCUGCUGGAGGCGCGUCCGUGUGCGCAUCCCCGAGCCGCAGCGCGCAGAUAGACAUGGCAUCUGGCCGUUAAGCGUCGGGACGAGUGUGAAACGGGGCGCACCGGCCACCAUGGAGCGCGUCUAAGGCGGGCACGAGAAGGACGGACGGACGGACAGACGGACCCCCCGGAGUGUUUCCCGUAGCGCCGCGCGCUCCUUCGCUCUGCGGUCCCCGCUUCACUUGUAAAAAGCGGUUUUUCUCCUUUCACUUUGUUUUGGGCUUUUUUUGGUGAGAACCGUCUCGGGUUCGAACGGUCGCCAUGGAGCCCAGGGAGACGCGCCUCCUGUCGGGAUGCUUCCGACUGCUGAUGCUGCUCACCGCCGGGAUGCUGCUGAUGUACAGCGCGCCCCUGGCUGCGCACGGAAGCGUCGUGCGGGACAACGUGACCGAAGUGGACCGUGGUCUGAACUCGUCCUCAGGCCUUGCUGGCGAUGGGGGACAGGGUCACCCGGUGCUCAACGCCACACGCUCGGUCCCCCUGCCCCGGGGCAGCGAGGAGCUGGGCAGCGGCAUGCUGGGAGAGGGCGUGGAUGUGUCCUCGUCCCCCGGGGACCGCGGGGUGGAGACGAGCACAGCCAUCAGCCAGGACUCGGCGGAGAAGGACGACCUGCUGGAGGUGACGGCGGCCAACCUGCCGACGCUUCCCCCGCCACGCGCCGGAGGCGGAGCCCAGGUCCUCCUGGACUUCAGAGAUGACGAGGAGCCGCAGAAGCCGUCGCGAACGCACCCCCCGUGGCGCCCCACCCUGCCCGGCCUGUGGGAGGUCGUGUUCGACAUGGACGUGGAGCCGCCCACCCCGACCCCCGCGCAGUUGCCCGCCGAGCCCGACGUCGUCACCGUGGACUUCCGGCGCCACGACCUGAAGCUGACCUCCCUGGAACCCACGGCCAACGAGCUGCAGGCCGCCAACCCCACGGCCUGGGUGGUGCCCGACGCGUACGACUACCUCACGCCUUUCGGGGGCAGCGUCGCCACGGAAACGUACACGGAGGAGGAGAGCAGCCCGGCCCCCACCGCCGAGGACCAGGACGUCAUGCGGCUGACCACGACCCCGCCCUCCCGGCCUUUUGACCCCCGCACCCUGGGCACCACCCUGCUGGGCGGGGAAGAUGAAGACGAGGAGCCGCCCCCGGCCCCGGGAGUGGUGGACGCCUCCAACGGCUCGGACUGCCGCCCGGGAUACGUGCGCCACAACACGAGCUGCAGGUCCCUCUGCGACUUCUUCCCCAGCUACUGCUUCAACGGGGGGCAGUGCUACCUGGUCGAGGGGACGGGGGUCUUCUGCAGGUGUAGCGUACAGGACUACAUCUGGCACAAAGGUUCCCGGUGCGAGUCGGUCAUCACCGAGUUCCAGGUCAUGUGUAUCGCGGUGGGCGCCGCCGCGCUCAUGGUGCUGCUGCUCUUCAUGGUCACCGUGUGUUUCGCCAAGAAGCUGCACCUGCUCAAGACGGAGAACCGCAAACUGCGCAAGCGCAGCAGCAGUAAGUACCGUCCCUCAUCGGCGGAGCAGCCCAAUGACAAUUUCUCGCUGUCCACCAUCGCUGAGGGCUCGCACCCAAACGUAAGGACACUGUGCGGCACGCCCCCCCACCCUCCUCAUGCCCACGCUUUGGCUUACUAUGAUAACAUUAUCUGUCAGGACGAUCCUAACGCCCAGAACAAGCUGGAGGAGCCCGUGAAGCCCCCGGCGCCCAAGGAGGACGAGGCCCUCAACAUCCAGAACUCGCUCACCCCCAAGCACGAGAACAACAAGGUGGGCGCCGACGACAACUCCUCGGAGGUAAACUCGCUGCAGAACAAUAUGAUGUAGUGCCACAGACGGCCACACGCCGGCGCCAGCACCCCCCCCCCCCCGCCACGACCGCCACCGCCCCUCGUCACCGCCGCCAUCGCCGACGCCACCUCCACGCCACGACAGAAACUCCCGACAGCCCCUCCCCCUGCGCCCGCUCACGCCCCGCCCCCAAGUUGUUGCUCCGCCCCCUGUAGUCUAGCCCUCACCCGUUGCCCCCGCCGUCCCGAGAAAUGGCAUGCGUUGGUGUACUUUGUAAAAAAGAAAAAGAUUUAUGAAAAAAAUAUGUUACAGCCACAAAAAAGCUACUGAGAGGUUUUUGAUGUUUGUCGACUAAUUCAGUGAGUCUGUAUAAAUAUUGAAAAAUGCUCGGAUCGAUAUGGAAAAAAGUUUAUGAUGUGUCUCCGUUUUCAUUGAUGUGAUUUCUAAUCCUUUGCUGUAUUUGGAUUUUUUUUGUACUUUUUGGGUAUACAGAUGACAAACAGAAACAAAAUCUGACAGUUGUUGAAAUAAAACUUUUUAACAUUAAAGACACGGACCCUGUGUGUUCCUGUUGACGCUGACCCCCCCUUUCCCCCCCGCACUCUGCG
Molecule: messenger RNA, 2479 nt
Organism: Scleropages formosus (Asian bonytongue)
Lineage: Eukaryota; Metazoa; Chordata; Actinopteri; Osteoglossiformes; Osteoglossidae
Product: chondroitin sulfate proteoglycan 5-like
Exons: 5
Coding region: 357-1907 (516 amino acids)
Biological process (GO): cell projection morphogenesis
Cellular component (GO): synapse
Source: RefSeq, a predicted model, not a curated record